AUGGUAAUCAACAAGAGAAAAGUCAUUCAAGUUGUCUUCAGCUUGUGCUUGAUGAUAGGUACUACUCUAGCUCACUUUACUGAGCUUCCUAUCAAAAUACCUGGCUUAAAAAUACCUUCCAAUCCUAGCGUUAGAGUUUUAGAUAUUGAAACUUUUGAAGAUUGGGCUUGGGCUAGUUUUUACGUAGGAGUUUUUUACAUUUUCAAGUUCUUGUUAGUUGGAGGAUUGCUAGAAAUCACAAACCCUAUUCCUAAGACACUCUACCGCACAAAGAUGAUGAAAAAAUAGAUUUACAUGGGACUUUGGGCACUCUUUUUCGUUAUCACUACAACAACUUUAUUUUUCUGGAAAGUAGAGAAAUAUAUGCCAUACUAUGGCUACUAUGAAACUCAUAGCUUUGGAAUCAAAGAGUUCCUUCUUAAUAUCAUAGUUUACAUGUUUUGCUUUGACACAUGGUUUUGGUUUACACAUAUCCUCUUCCAUCAUCCAUUUUUAUGGAAGCAUGUACAUGUUUUCCAUCACUAAUUUGUAGAACCAACUGCCUUUGGUCAAGAUGCAGUUCAUCCUAUAGAAGCAAUCAUUUAAGGACCUUUUGGACAUUUCAUGUGUACACUCUUCUAUCCAAUGCAUCCAGUUGCUCAUAGUGUUUUUGGACUUUUAACUUCGUUUUUCGCCAUUUUUGCUCAUGAUGGAAGAUGGGACCCUAACUUCCAUAUUGCUCACCAUCACUACAAUGACGUAAACUUUGGCUUAUAUUGGGGAUUUUGGGAUAAAAUUUUUGGCACCAGAUAUAAUCCUACCAAAAAUGGAGUUUACAAACCAACUUGGGAAAGAAAUGAUCAAGGUUUAUCUCUCCUUAAAAACAUUGAAGAAAAGGAGAGAUCUAAAUGA
Messenger RNA from Tetrahymena thermophila SB210, 891 nucleotides. RefSeq names its product sterol desaturase. Gene Ontology annotation, biological process: lipid biosynthetic process. The transcript has 2 exons. The record is from RefSeq and is a predicted model, not a curated record. NCBI's taxonomy places the organism in Eukaryota, Ciliophora, Oligohymenophorea, Hymenostomatida, Tetrahymenidae. Gene Ontology annotation, molecular function: iron ion binding; oxidoreductase activity.